CACAAAGAGGAAAAGAUGAGGAAAGGCCUGAAGAGAUCCUUGCUCGUGUUGAAUUGCGCACUGUUAGCCUUUGGAAAUGUUGGUGGCCCCCUUAUAAUGAAGCUCUACUUCUUGAAAAGUGAUAAGGGAGUUUGGACAUCAAGCUGUUUAGAAACUGCUGGCUGGCCAUUUAUGGUAAUGCCUCUCACAUUUUCAUACUUGUAUCGUCGAAGAAAGGAGGGCCCUGGGACCGAGCUUUUCUUCAUUAAACCUCCUUUGUUUCUGGCUAGUGCUGUUAUAGGCCUUCUUACUGGGGUGGAUGACUUUUUAUAUGCUUAUGGUGUUGCUCGCCUCCCUGUCUCUACCUCAGCUCUGAUAAUUUCAACCCAAUUGGCCUUCACCGUUGCGUUUGCCUUUCUAUUGGUCAAGCAGAAAUUCACAUCUUUUACCAUCAACUCAGUUUUUUUGUUGACUAUCGGAGCAGUGGUUCUUGCACUUCAUACAAGUUCGGAUCACCCAGCAAAUGAAUCCAACCGACAAUAUUGCUCGGGAUUUUUUAUGACACUUGCAGCUUCAGCGCUCUAUGGAUUUGUGUUACCGGCGAUUGAGUUAACAUACAAGAAAGCAAAGCAGACUAUUACUUACUCUUUGGUGAUAGAGACGCAAAUGGUUAUGUCAUUUUCAGCUACAGUUUUCUGCACCAUUGGGAUGCUUUUUCACAAAGAAGUUGAGGCAAUUCCAAGAGAGGCAAGUAAAUUUGAGCUAGGGCAAUCAACAUACUAUCUGGUAAUUCUGUUGAGUGCAAUUUUAUGGCAGUUCUUUUUCAUGGGAGCUGUCGGAGUAAUUUUCUCUGGCUCCUCACUGCUGUCUGGCAUAAUAAUUGCAGCUCUGCUUCCGGUGACAGAAUCUUUGGCUGUAUUGUUCUUCCAUGAAAAGUUCCAAGUUGAAAAAGCUAUAUCCGUUGUGUUAUCUCUUUUGGGAUCUCUGUCUUACUUCUAUGGUGAGCUCCAAAAAAACAAGAAAAAUAAAGCUUCAGACACAGCGAUGGCCUAGUAUGUACGUCAUUGCAUUCAAAUGAAAGUACUUGUCUGUAUCUUUGCUUGCAUAUUUCAAGCAUAGUUUAAGCUUCUGAACCACAACUCUAGAUGCUGUGGCUAUUAAAUCAUUAUCUUUGUAUAAUAUUAUAUAAAAUUUAUAUCUCAACAAUCAUACUGUUAUACGAUAAACAAUGAAUGAGAACUAUUAGAAUGAAUAGAACAAU
This is a messenger RNA of Theobroma cacao (cacao), 1240 nucleotides long. Its product is annotated as purine permease 3-like. The record is from RefSeq and is a predicted model, not a curated record. Gene Ontology annotation, molecular function: purine nucleoside transmembrane transporter activity. NCBI's taxonomy places the organism in Eukaryota, Viridiplantae, Streptophyta, Magnoliopsida, Malvales, Malvaceae. Gene Ontology annotation, cellular component: membrane.